Molecule: messenger RNA, 4361 nt
Organism: Biomphalaria glabrata
Lineage: Eukaryota; Metazoa; Mollusca; Gastropoda; Planorbidae
Exons: 4
Coding region: 209-1711 (500 amino acids)
Source: RefSeq, a predicted model, not a curated record
CAAAAAGUGUGUGUGUGUCUCCAAUCAUCUUAAUUUGGAAAAGCAGCCUCUCAGAGAAUUCUCACUACAAAUUAAUACCAAAAAAAAUGUAAUAAAAAAUGUAUCCAAGAGGUAUGAUGAUGUUGUGACAUCCUUGGCUAUACUAUAUUCGAACCACUGACUUAUUUAUGUAAAUGCUAAGAACGUAGAAAUUAAUUUCAUCAAAGGGAUGUAUCUACGAAAUACUUGCCGAAUCAUUUUUCAAUACAGGUACAAUGCGGUGUUAUUGCUGCUGGUCAGUACCGUGAUUCUGGUGCACUAUAACUAUAGCAAGCUGGUAUUUGUCCAGUACGUACUCAGAAACACAGCUACAAUAGGGAACAAUGAGACUUCUACAUCAUUCCACUCUUCGACAUCAUCUUGGAGUGAAUCUAGUUCAGUUUGGAAGACAUGGACCUCACCCUUGACUGAUUCUCAGUCUCAAAAGAACGAUACCAACUCCACUUUAAAUGCAUUCAUUAAAACUACUACAGUAUUGAAUUUAUUAAAAAUAUCAAGCGAUAACCAACGAGUCACUGUGGGUCCCAAAGGAAUACCAGACAAGCCAAGAUUUCAGAAAGUCAACGAUCAUGACGCCUGGCUCUUUUCAGCCUUCUUCGACAACUUCAACAACACAGACCUGAUCCGAGUGUUUGGCAUUCAACCAUUGCUGUUAAACACUUCAGUCUUUUGUCAUCUCGUGGAGGGGACUAGCACUUACGUCAUUGAAGGGACGAAGAAAGAUUUAUUUGACUGGCAUCGUAACAGAAGGCGAGUUUUCAGUUACGAGUGUCUGCUGAAUGAGACAAGUCGACCACAUAAUGUGUCCUUGACAUUUAAUGAAACAGACACGCCCACCAACAACCUCCUGGUUCUAUAUCCACAAGCCUUGCAGAGAAAUUUUACCGUCUGCUAUUCAAUGUUAUAUAACUACAAUACUCCUUACCAGUUGGUUCAGAACGUGGAGUUCAACAGAGUCCUUGGGGCGGAGCACUUCUUUCUGUACAGGGAGAGCGUCUCCAGCGCUGUAGACACUGUACUGAAACAUUAUCAGAGACAAGGCUUCUUGACCGUCAUAGAGUGGCCCAUUCCAGUUGGCGAAAUACAUUAUCACGGUCAGAUACUUUCACUCAACGACUGCGUGUAUCGCAACAGGGGUGUGUCCAGAUAUGUGGUCAUUCAAGACACUGACGAAUUUAUUAUUCCACACCAGAAUGACAACUGGACUGAACUUAUGGAGGUCUUAAACAAAGAGUUCGAACUAAGUAACAAAAGUCAAAGUGAGCAACUAGGGACAUAUAUCGUACAAAGCACAUUUUACCAACAGUCUCCGAAUUCUUCGGAAUGGGCGGAUAUAACCGGAAAUUUUUCGAUCAGUGACGAGGAAUUCAAAAUGUUUAAAAAGUUUUCGCUAACCGUGUUUUCAAAUUUAAAAAGAUUAAAAACUUUUUUCGUAGGCGGAAGACAGAAAUCAUUUGUCCGGCCGGAAACGGUUCUGUUCAACGAUAUACACACGCCGGACAAGAACAGGCCAUGUAUCGCCAACGUGACGGUCAGUACUGACGUGGCAGUGGUUCACCACCAUAGACGGUGGACCUCUUCUGCAGACUAUAAUUUAGACACUACAUCUUUGAAAUUUAAAGACCGGGUACUCCCUUUAAUCAACGAGACAAUUUUACUUCUCACUUUGUGAAAGUAUUUUGAGGAUAUGUUUCUUAAACUAAUGCAGAUUUAAGUUAAUUGGUGAAGAUUAUUUACAUAGGCAAGGGAAAUUACACAAGAAAGACAUUUAUUUACAAAUUAUAACCUGUAGUGCUAGCAAGUACUAUUUAAGUGUUUGCCAAAUUUAUAUUAGUACAUGUCUUUAUUAACAUAUGUAUGUAUAUAUUAUUUCUGCCUUUCCCGUUAUACUAAAGAAAACAUUUUUAUUAGUUAAUUGAGGCUAAAAAGGCACAGACAUAUACAUGUAGCAAGCAACCCCUUUCAAACAUUGGAAUAUAUAGGGCAGAUGAUUUUAAGGUCAUCUGUUUUCAUGGCCCAUAGUUAACAAGCAGGUUGUCAUGUGGCCAGCACAACGCCCAACCGCCUUUACUUUUGACAAGUUAAGUUAGGUACCCACUUGAGUUGGGUGGACUAGGGAGCUCCCUAAAAAUUAAGAAAUUCAAAAUCCCAGUUUUCACCGAGAUUCGUACCCAGGACCCCAAGCGCUUAACCCUCAACCCCCAAGCCCCCUUGGCUAGCAAGUAGACUAUAAUUAUAAUGAUAAAACAAAGGAGAUAAUAUCUAGAGAUAUCCUGAGACAACGACACUUGUUUAUACGCUUCAGGUUACAGUUUCAAUGUUGUCUCUAUGUUCAUAAAAGUUGUGAGCACUCGACGUGACUUAAUUUCGUGAAUCCAGGUGUGCGAUAGUUAAGUUGCAUGCAGGCCUAAACACUUUAUUUGACUAGACAUAUUGCCGUAUGCUUUAUGUUAACAGAGUAACAGAGGCGUUUCAGAGGGUCGGGUGAGGGAAGCAGAUGGCAAUGCGAAAACUUGGACAUGGUGUGAUCUGUUCCCGAUGUUUCUCUUUCAUUAGUAAUAACAGGGUAAGACUUUAACUUAAUGUUACUAUUAUAGCUUAAAGUUUUGUAAUCUGGAACUUAGUAGUCGAUUUGAGUGUUUGAAGGAGGAACUAGUAUUAAUUAAUUUCUAUAUCAUGCAACGAUCGGUGGUUGACCUCAGCAAAGUUGGCUAGUGGUUGUUAAGCCUGUAACGAGUGCUGUGGUGCUCUGUGGCCAGUGUCCUAGCAGUCCGUGCCGGUGUAAAGAUACACUAGCAAGAAGUGGGGCCAAGUUUCUUGUGGGAACUCAGUGAUCUGAGCUGAGCUAAUUUUCAGUAGACGUAGCAGAGGGGGGUUUGUUCUGAUUUUAAAGUUGGCCACGCUUAUAAACUUCAAUACAAUUGAACCAACGUUAAAAAUGUACUCAGUUAUACGGUAAUACAGCUUACUAAGCCAUGUUGAACUGCGACUUGAGGCGACUCAACGAUAUACACAUGUUUAUUGACAUAGGGAAAUCCUAACAUAAUAACACUGUCUGCCUUGAGUAAAGCCUCUUCAUAAGUUCUAGACUUCUAGGCGGAAGUUGCUUCUCUAAUGUCAACAUUCCUUCUCAGUCUAGUCUCUAACAGUGCGCACCUACUGCACUACUUGGAUGGCGGUGUGCAUGGCAGGGUUAAAACAAUAAUCUUAAUUACAUAUUUCAUAUUAAAAGAAGAUACUUAUGUUAAUUAAUCUAGCCUUGCAUGUUAAUUACAGAGUUAAACUCUGCUGUCAAUAGUUUACCUUGCUGAUUUCAGACAACCCAUUCCAUGCUCUAAGGCCAUUAGGGAAGGAGCGCUUGUACGGAUAUGUCCUAGCAUAUGGAAUAAGAAAUGCUCCUUUAACUGUAUGUUUUUCUGAGAACUUUGUUGAAGUGGUUUAUUUGUAUUUAUGAUUUACGGUCUAGUGUCUCAUGGAUUAUUACUGAUUUACUUUUUUUGGCCUUCUGUGCUAAUUCGUCUCUAAGUGAUUUAGUUAGUGGUGCUCACCUUCACCUAUCAUUUAGGACCGUUGAACCACUGGGGCACCACACACGAUCUGUCAACCGUCUUUGUCCAUAACUCUCUGUCCUUUACGUUGGUUAGAAUUUCAUUCAAUGACAGGCCUGUCGAUUCUUUGCUGUUGUCUUCUUUCCGCUUCCUCUGUCUUCCUCUUCUUUUUUUUCCUGGUAAAGUUCCCCUUUCAAACCUUGCGAUCUAAAGGUCAUCUGUUUCUGUGGCCCACUGUUGACAUGUUGCCAACACAAUUAAUAUCAAGUACCCAUUAGAGCUGGGCGAGAACGCUCAAAGACGCCAAAAGAAAUACAAAAUCCCAGUCUUCACCAGGAUUUGAAAGUCAACCGCUUUACCACUCAGCCACGAGCCUCUUCUCCAACUGUUUAAAUUGUACAGCUCUAUUAUACGACUAUUCUAGUUUCUUUAUGCUUUCUUGAGUUGAGGGGAUCUAACCAGAGGGCGUUUGUUCUUAUGUUGAUUUAAACAAUGUUAUAAAGCUUUUGAGUAUUAUGUUCAAGUUUGAAUUAUAAAAAAAAUCUUUUAAUAUACCAAAUGCUUUGUUUAAACAAAAUUUUCAGUAAGAAGAUUUCAUAAGAGCUUUUUGUAAUAAAGUGUAUGUCUGUGUUUCCAAGGUAACGACAAGGGAACGUUGGUUUUAGGUAGUGUAGAGUGAUGAAACCAUGAGCUGGUCUUAUAAUUUAUGUUAAUAGGUCAUCGUGGGGGGAUGAUAGUUUAACACAUGGGCGUAGCCAGGAUUUUUUUUCGGGG